AUGACUCACGAUAUGACAAAUGGUACCGCAAAAUUUGAACGGAUGACAAAAGAAGAAAAAUUACGUUUUUGCCAAGAUCUUAUUAAACAAGCGGCUAAUUUAACUAAGUCAUCCGAUAUUAGUAGUGGCAUUCAUUCGACAGAAAGUAGAUCUAGUUUAAAUGGUGGUAUACGUUCAUCAAGUAAAUCAAGUAAACGACCACCUUCACCAAGUGGUACUCUAUCGAAAAAAACUAAAAGUGGAACAUUAAGUCAGAAGAACAAAUUGAAAUCACAUACUAAAUCAUCUAAAUCACAUAAAACAGAAAAAUCGAAGGCCAACACUCAUUCACAUUCUACAACACCGGCUGAAGAUAGUAAAUCGACAGCAAAUAGUAAGAAAUCCAUUAAAACAACUAGUGCAACUGGCCUUCGAUCAAGCGCGAAAACAGGUAAUAAUGAUUUCAAUUUAAUCAAUGAAAAUAUUGCUUUCUUUUACUUGUGUCUUGAUGGUAAACAUAAAUCAAAAUCGAAGUCUUCAAAAUCUGGAACAACAAAACGAUCUACUUCAAAAUCAUCAACGCGUAAUAAGGCAUCAAAGAGUAAACGACAUCAUACAUCAAAAACUGCUUCAAAUUCAUCGUUGAAACUUGAUGGUACAAGCGCGAUUCGUUCGACCUCACAUACAAGUGGUAUGCAUACAAAAUCAGGUACUGUAUCGAAAUCAAAAGUACACAGUCAAAGUCAACAAGCUCCUGGUAGUCAUUCAAGUGUUCGUUCUAUGGUUGCUUCGAAGUCGCACAAGGCAACGAAUAAAAUUACAAAAGCAAAAUCGAGUUCCACGAAAAAGGCGGCGACUUCAACUAUUCAUUCAACAAUGAAAUCGACCCCGAUCAGAAGCAAAAGUGGCACUAAAACUCAAUUAACCACUAUGAAGACUGACAUGACUAAAUCAAGUACAAAAUCAAAAGGGAAAUCUCAAUCAAAAGGGAAAUCUCAAUCAAAACAUUCUCGUAUGCCAAUGAAAGAUAGUACGGAAACAUGUGCUGUUCAAUUUGUACCAAAAUUUAAUCCAAACUCAAACAAAAAUCAAGUACCAAUCUAUCAUCUUAUUCGUCAUGCAUUCGGUAAUAUGGUUCGUGAAGCUAUAUGUCAAUUAGAUAAAGAAAAGUCAGGUGUUAGUUCACAACAAAUUAUCGAUCACAUACUAAAAUAUUAUUCAUUUCCAAACAAUGUAUCGGAAAGUGCUAUACGUAAUCGUACAAUAUUUACAAUCAAUGCGGGCCUACGUGCUGGUACUCUUCUUACAGUUAGUCCAAAUAAAGGUGUUCGAAUUGGUCGUAUGCGACGUGUUUAUCCACAUAUGCUUUGCUAA
Messenger RNA from Rotaria socialis, 1353 nucleotides. The record is from the annotation of a GenBank genome assembly. NCBI's taxonomy places the organism in Eukaryota, Metazoa, Rotifera, Eurotatoria, Philodinida, Philodinidae.